AUGAUCGACCUGAGCUUCCUGACCGAGGAGGAGCAGGAGGUCAUCUUGGGGGUCCUAAAGAGAGAUGCAGAUCUGAAGAGAGCCGAGGAGCAGCGCGUCCAGAAGCUGCAGCAGAUCAUCUGUGACAGAGCGCGGCUCAAGUACCUGACCGGAGAAUGGUUUUACGAGACCAAGCAGCUCCGGCAUCAGGAGCGAAUCCACGGCUCGGACAUCAUCUGGGCCUCCAUGAAACACACGCACAAACCCAUGACUAUCUUGGAACUCUCACAGAUCGUCCCCAACAGACCCAGUUUUGUGAGCGGUGAGAAUAAGGAAGUGUUUGUGCCGGCAGUUUUGUGUGGACUAUUACAGGAGCCAACCCCGGGGCCCUGCAACACCUGGAAAGAUGAUCCAAACCCAUAUGAAACCGGGCCCAUCAAGCCAAUGUCACCCACAAAGAGAAAAAAUCCCUUUAACAACCAGGCAGUGGAGGAUGUUUUUACAGAGCUCAGAGAUCGGCCAACGCUACCACAGCUGCCCUCAGAAAACAAUGAACAUAUUUCGGAUCAUGUCAAUCCCUAUGGCCCUUUCCAAAAUCAGGACCCAAGCAGUCCACUUUUUCUCAUUUCACAAAAGUCUGCUCUGAAACCGGUCCCUGAAGAAAACAAUGAGGAAAUGGAAGACGCAGUGGACACCUCGAACUGCGUCGUUUCACGAGGAAUCCUUAAGUUCUUGGCAAAUACAGCAAUGUUGGAAGCACAGGGGACAGUCAGAGCUGAGUCCCCCGUAGAUUCAUGGGCAGACCAGAAGCCAGUGAGGGUCAGUUCUGCGCUGAGUGAGAGCGGUGGCAGGAUACAAGAUGGAAAGGAGUUGGGAGAACACAGUUUGUUGGAUGUGGACACGCCAACGGAAUGGACAGUGUCUGGACAGGACAGCACACAUGCAAAAGACAAAGCAAGAGAGCCCGAAUGCAAGUCGACCAACUGGAAGGUCGCAGUGCAAGAGGGCAGCCAGGAGACCAAUGAUGGGCCUGAGUGGUGUGAGGCCCAAAGCCCAAAGCCCCCUGCCCCAUCAGCCACACUCGAGACCGGUGACCCUGCCUGUGUGGAAUCAGAGGACGGCCACGUUCCUCCACCAUCUGAUAAGCAAAUAACCAGCGAGAGCUCGAAGAAAAACUUGAGCACUGGGAUUUGUGAGCCAGACCGUGGAGAGAUCACCAUCGCAAGAUCGGUGAUACCCCAAGAUUACCAACACUACCUGGGGCCGCGUGAACAAGCUCAUCUGCCGCCUUUUGAGGAAGCGAGUGCGGUGGAUGUGCUCCGAAGACCGCAAAGCCCCAUGGGAGAGUUUGUGGAGAACCAGAACAAGGAUCCAAGAGUCAGCUCCUGGAUCGAGCAGAUCAGGGAGAGCGGUGACGACACCAGGGCAUGGUCUCUGUCUCGGGCAAGUGCAGGCAGUUAUGAGGAAGGGUCUGGCCCCGUCAUGUCUGCUUUGAAACGCUUAUCGACAAAGAUGUCCUCGUCCAAAAGUCUGGAAAACCUCACCUCUCCGACAAGGGAAGAAAAAGAACAAUUGAACAAAAGUGUGGAUGAUGUUUCAGAAUUUCCUUCCACAACAUUUUCCACAACAAAGAAAUCUAGUGUAUCUGUGCCUGCCUUUCAGCUGGAUGAGACCGACAGCGACAGUCCACUUGAGAACAAUCUAAGCUACAGACGUAACACAGGCAGCUCAGCGUCCAACAUAAGCCUUUCCUCCGGCAUGGCUUCUAUGUCCUCUGUAGGUGGAAGCAUGACCAGCAUCUACCACAAUGACCUGGGUGAUGUAGACGUGCAGGGAACCAUUCAGUUUGCAGUCAAUUACAUUCAGAAGCUGGGCGAGUUUCACAUAUUUGUGGUCCACUGCAGAGACCUGGCUGUGGGGGAUUCCAAGAAAAGCCGCUCUGAUCCAUAUGUCAAAUGUUACCUCGUACCUGAUAAAACCAAAUUGGGUAAGCGUAAAACGAGCAUCAAGAAGAAGACGGUGAAUCCAACCUACAAUGAAAUCCUUCGGUUUAAAAUUUUGCUGGAAGUGUUGAAAUUUCAGCAUUUGAAUGUGUCUGUUUGGCACAAUGACACUUUUGGGCGCAACAGUUUUCUAGGCGAAGUGGAUUUGGAUUUGUCACAGUGGGACUUCAGUAAUGCACAAAUCAGUGAAUAUUCUUUGAAGGCCAGGGCCUCCUCAGCUGCUCUUACAUCCACACCCUCUCCCACACGCACCACAGACAGCAGCAGAGGACAGAUGAGGGUUGCUGUGAGAUUCCUGCCUCAGACAUCCCCAAGUAAAAGAACAUCCAGGAAUGAAACUGGAGAAGUGCAGAUUUGGGUUAAAGACUGCAAGAACCUUCCACCAAUCAGAGGAGUCAUCAUUGACCCUUUUGUGAAAUGCACCGUUCUCCCAGACACCAGCAGAAAGAGCCGACAGAAGACUCGUGUGGUGAAGAGGACCGCAAACCCCAUGUUCAAUCACACCAUGGUCUACGACGGCUUCAGGUCUGAGGACUUGAAGGAGGCCUGUGUGGAGCUCACAGUUUGGGACCAUGACCGGCUCAACAACCAUUACAUUGGAGGGGUCAGACUGGGACUGGGAACAGGGAAGAGUUAUGGAGUGGAUGUGAACUGGAUGGACUCCACCACGAGUGAGGCCAGUUUGUGGCAGAGGAUGCUGGACUCUGCUGGGGAAUGGCUGGAGGAUGUCUUACCCCUCAGGAUGUUGCUGAUGGCCAAAAGCAUGUCCAAUUGA
This is a messenger RNA of Knipowitschia caucasica, 2757 nucleotides long. The record is from the annotation of a GenBank genome assembly. Lineage: Eukaryota; Metazoa; Chordata; Actinopteri; Gobiiformes; Gobiidae.